AUGAGCAAGAAAUCGUUGGCCGCCGUUGGAACGCCACUGGAUGAGCUGAAGGAGAACCAGACCAUCGCCAAGGUCGCCCAGGCCAAGGGCAGCAACAUAUACGAGGUGACUCUGCCUCAAGACUUCUACAAGAGCCACGGGUUCAAGAGCCCAGAGGUCCAGGUUGAGAUGCCACCCAAGUUCAGACAGACCGUGUGGGUCAAGCGGGGUGGCUUUGUUGUUGUUGACGUGACUCCCGAUGACAAGAUUGCCGGUGAUAUCAUCGAGAUCGUGGUGGACGAUCGCACAUGGCGAAAAAUGCCCUACUGGCCCGCCGAGUUCAAGAAGGUCGGUGGAUGGCAGCAGGAUUCCGACGAGGAGGAGGCCGAUCCCUUUGCUCUUCCUGACGACGAGUCUGAUGAGGAGGAAUACGAGGAGGAGCAGAGUUAG
Messenger RNA from Yarrowia lipolytica CLIB122, 429 nucleotides. RefSeq lists its product as uncharacterized. Gene Ontology annotation, cellular component: nucleus. Gene Ontology annotation, biological process: translational initiation. The record is from RefSeq and is a predicted model, not a curated record. Gene Ontology annotation, molecular function: translation initiation factor activity; RNA binding. Lineage: Eukaryota; Fungi; Ascomycota; Dipodascomycetes; Dipodascales.